AGCUAUGCGAGUGUUGGCUGUUGCCAUUGAUUUGGUUGUUUUCGGGAUCUCUCUUUAUUAUUCACUUUUCUUUUUAUUCUUGGUAUGUUAACUCUCCAAUUUCCAGUAGAAAGUCUAAUGAUUUGAAAGUCUCUCAUCUGUUCAACAUGCAUCCAUGAUGUUGGUUUCAUUUAUUCUGCUUUUGGUGUUUUGAAUGUAUCCUAAUCUUGAAAGCUUUGAGCAAACUAGAGACGUAGAAAUCAAUUUUUUAAGAGAGUUUGAUAAAUGAAUAAUAUCCAAUUUUUAAUAUGGAUGAAGCAGCUUUAAAAAACAAGGCAAACAUUGGGUACGUGGCCCACAUUGGCGUUAUCAGCGAGGCCUGUUGCCUAGAAAGACGAACUAAAUAGAAAAAAGUUAAUCAAGUCAAAGGCCCAAGGUCAUAGACUAAAUAGAAAUACCAAAAUGAUUGAAAAGGAACCAACUUAAACUGGGCCCUUUCAGUAACUCUGACGAUAGGCCCCUCAACAUCAAGUUCAGGACGGCCCAACCAGCACCCCCCCAGGUCCCGCGUGGCUGGGUACUUAAACCAGACCAAAAUGUACGUCAAAAAGGAGGGAAACUCAACCUGAAACCCUAACAUCACAGAUUCACAGUUCAACUACACUACAGCCGAGUGUCUCUCUUUCUUCUUCUCUUUUAGAAACAGAAAGACACUUUUUAAUCCAUGGAAUAACAUUUAAGCACCACUAAUUUGUUCAUCUCCCCCCUUUUUUCUAAUUUAAUAGUUCUGAACAAAGCCCUUUCAUUGCGUGCGAUGGCGAGGUUUAUUCGAAAUAUGUCUUCUCUAAAACGUUCUCUCUUUGCUCCAGAGGUAUGUAGAGGAGGGGUAUUAGGUUCAUCUUCUCAGUUGUGUAACUUUUCUUCUAAAGGUAGAAAGAAUUCCAAGUCAGAUUCAAGCGAUUCUAGUGAUGAGAAUAUGUCCAAGAAAGAUUUAGCCCUAAAACAAGCCCUGGAUCAGAUUACUAGUACUUUUGGAAAAGGAUCUAUUAUGUGGCUUGGUCGUUCUGUGUCUCCUAGAAAUGUUCCGGUAGUUUCCACUGGUUCUUUUUGUUUGGACAUAGCACUUGGAACUGGUGGACUUCCAAAGGGCCGUGUUGUGGAGAUAUUUGGACCAGAGGCUUCUGGGAAAACAACUCUUGCUCUACAUGUAAUUGCUGAAGCACAGAAGCAAGGAGGUUAUUGUGUAUUUGUUGAUGCUGAGCAUGCUCUUGAUCCAGCUCUAGCUGAGACAAUUGGGGUAAACACUGAGAAUUUGCUUCUUUCACAACCAGAUUGUGGAGAACAGGCUCUCAGUCUUGUGGACACCCUUAUACGGAGUGGCUCUGUUGACGUUGUUGUUGUGGACAGUGUAGCAGCACUUGUGCCUAAAGGUGAGCUUGAUGGUGAGAUGGGCGAUGCUCAUAUGGCAAUGCAAGCUAGACUGAUGAGCCAGGCUCUUCGUAAAUUGAGCCAUUCCUUAUCAUUAUCACAAACCAUAUUGAUUUUUAUAAAUCAGGUGAGGUCAAAACUUUCAACUUUUGGUGGAUUUGGUGGGCCAACUGAAGUUACCUGUGGUGGUAAUGCCUUGAAAUUCUAUGCUUCAGUACGUCUAAAUAUAAGGAGAACGGGGUUUGUCAAGAAAGGAGAAGAGAUUAUUGGAAGUCAAAUUCUUGUGAAGAUUGUAAAGAACAAGCUUGCCCCUCCUUUUAAGAAUGCUGAAUUUGAGCUUGAGUUUGGCAAGGGAAUAUCCCGGGAAGUGGAGAUCAUAGAUUUGGCGACGAAACACAAAUUUGUUACAAAGUCUGGCUCAUUCUACACUUUCAAUGACAAGAAACUCCAUGGCAAGGAAGCCUUUAAAAAAUUCUUGGCUGAAAAUGAAAGUGCACGUGAAGAACUUGAGAUAAAACUUAGAGAAAAGCUACUUGAACCCGGCAGCAACAAGGAAGGACGGAUAGAUUCUUUGGAUGGGGAUACUUCAGAAGAAAUAAUUUCACCUGAUACUACUGAUGAAGAAGCUGUUACUGCCAUUGAAGCUUAAGUAUGCAUGAUUCACAGACUGAAUCCCCCCUUGUUCCCCUUGCAGCUUCGGUCUUUCUCCGGUUGGAUCAGUCGAUAGCUAAGUGAAAUUUUCAGUGAACACAAUGAUGUAAGGAUUUGAACGUCCUUUGAUUCAUUGUCACCACAUUCCACCCUUUCGUUAUGGUCGAUGUUAAGGGUUCGAAUAGAUGGCAUUGCAACUUGUAACUUGGUUUAUUGGUCGUAUUUUUACAUUUGUAGUAUAGUGCGUUGGAAAGUUUUCUGGGUUCAAUGGAUGGAAGAAUACAGGAUCUUCUUCCAAAUUUCCAGGGGUAUCCAAGUCCAGCCACAUUUUACAUGUUUAUAAGGCCAAUUUGUAUACAUAUAUUCUAGUACGAAGGUUUUUCUCGUUCAUUCUUUUUCUGUCUUCGUAGACGUGAAGUGCUUGUCGGUUGAAAAACACUGAUCUUUUCGCUUUCAUAAGGUACUUGACAUGCUUCUUGCUAUAUCAGGAAGGACCGGAGAAGAAGGAAAAUGUAUCCCCAAUAGGCAAUGCUCGAUGUAUUGGCAAUUGACUUAUUUACCAAAUAAGCCUUAUAACACCACCCAAAAAAUAAGAAAAAAAAAAGCUUUAAUUUUGUUUCCCUUCUAGCAAGUAUAAAUAGAAAAAAUCCUAAUCUUACAAUAAACCUUAUAAUAAUAAGAUGUUAAUAUUAGUAUUUAUUUUGCAGGAAGAGUGGUAAUUUUUGGUCUUGGGACUUCAUCAUUAUAAAUUGGAGCAUUCAAGUGAGAAGGUGUUGGGACUGCAUUUGAUUGAGUUCUCUGAGAUACUAGAAGAAGAUUGCUUAAAUAAAAAACCCAAAAAAAAAGUAAAAAGAGGGAUGAUCAAAGAUGCAGUUUUCAUGUUUCAGAUUUCAGAAGAUGUAAUAAGUAGGCUUUGCUAUGUGAAGUAAUAACAGUUCUAAACUUUAAGUCCCGAGAAACAAAGAGUGCUUCAAUCUCCCUGGAAUAGUACUUAUCUGCAAAUUUUGACAUCAUCUUCGAGCUCAACAACACAUCGGAAUAAUCAGAUUCUUCAUCUUUUACUUCAUAUAAAACUCCCAGAGAAAAUUUUAUCCUAUCAAGCUUCUUUCCUGUAUGAAUUUGAGUCGUUUGCAGAGUCCAGUGGCAGUGGAUAUAUGAAGAAUGAUGAUGUUUAGGAAAGCCCAAAAGAAAGAAGAAAAUAAUGGUCAGUGAUACACAAUUACCAGUCUUGAAAAUCAAAUUCUAUAAAAAUCCCAUAGUCUUUUAGGCUUCAAGUUUCCAUAUUUUGACUGAAAUCAAUCGUAGCAUAGCAUGUGUUCA
Molecule: messenger RNA, 3378 nt
Organism: Durio zibethinus
Lineage: Eukaryota; Viridiplantae; Streptophyta; Magnoliopsida; Malvales; Malvaceae
Product: DNA repair protein recA homolog 3, mitochondrial-like
Biological process (GO): DNA repair
Molecular function (GO): ATP hydrolysis activity; ATP binding; ATP-dependent DNA damage sensor activity
Source: RefSeq, a predicted model, not a curated record